CGCUGGCAGCAGCAAAUGCAACUCUACCUUGCAUAAAGGUCUGUUUCUGAAGAAAUCGUGUUUGUUAUUGGCUUACUCUCAUAUCACCAAACAAAACAAUCUGGAACCAUAAGAAUCAUGUUGCUCGCAGUCUUCAUUUUGGAUUCAUACAGGUGAUUGCAAGCUACAUCUGGAAACUGUUCUUACACUACAUGAAAAGAUUGCUAACUCCAAACCUUGGAUAAGAAAAUCUGUUCUUUGGCCACUGCCUCCUCUGGCUUUGAGCAAACUACAAAAUGUUGUCCUUCACAAAAACUUUCACCACUUUUCCCUCUCAUAUGCCGCAUACUUUCCAGCAUCAUUACAUUCCAUCUCUGGUAGUAAUCAAAAGCAGUAGUGAUAACGGCAAUAACAUUGCCAGUGGCAAUGACUUAGACACAUCUCCACCUGCCCCACCACCUAUAACACGACCAGAAAUGGUAGAAAUUCGGUUCAAAAGAGGUUCAAGAAAAAGAAGAAAGCAACAGCAGGAUGGUGUUAUUGAUAAAAUGCCAUCGAAGGUGGCUUCUCCUCCAAAGGAUUGGGACUCAAUGACUCUCGCUGAGAAGGCUAUGGAGCUGUAUGUGGGUGAGAAGGGUGCAUUGUUUUGGCUUAACAAAUUUGCAUAUGCAUCCAUAUUUAUUGUUAUUGGAGGAUGGAUAUUGUUCCGGUUUGUUGGUCCGGCACUCAACUUGUACCAGUUGGAUACUCCUCCCUUGUCUCCAACUUCCAUGUUCAAGGGAUCAUGAAAGAAGCAUCAUAUGCAAGAAGUUUCCGAAAGGAAUUUAGAUGAGAGGGAUGGAAUUUUAGGAUGGAAAAGCUGUUGCUCUCUUGUUUGGGCGAAUUUUCGAAUUCCACCUGUUGGUGUAGUUUCAAAGUAACUGUCUUCGGUUUAGAUGUAUGAUUAUAUUUUUGAACUUGAAAUAGUUGUUUGAUGUCUUGAUAUAAUUGAUUUUUCCAUUCAGACA
Messenger RNA from Sesamum indicum (sesame), 986 nucleotides. RefSeq lists its product as uncharacterized. The record is from RefSeq and is a predicted model, not a curated record. Gene Ontology annotation, cellular component: chloroplast. Lineage: Eukaryota; Viridiplantae; Streptophyta; Magnoliopsida; Lamiales; Pedaliaceae.